This is a messenger RNA of Bactrocera oleae (olive fruit fly), 7706 nucleotides long. The record is from RefSeq and is a predicted model, not a curated record. NCBI's taxonomy places the organism in Eukaryota, Metazoa, Arthropoda, Insecta, Diptera, Tephritidae.
AGCGAAAUCACCUAAUUUUCGUAUUAAUUGUGCAUGAACUACAAUGAUUUAUGUUAUCAAUUAUUGCGACAGUCUUCUCGGCCUUAAACUUUGAAACACUUUCUGGAAAAUAUAUACAAAUUAUACUUUAUUGAUAAAAUUUCAAGUUAAAGGCGGUUGUCAGCUGCAUGUGCCAGUUCUGCGACUGACCAGAGUGCGUUUAUUCACCUUUCAUAAUUUUUUAUAAUUUGAUUAAGGUAGCGUUGUAUGUAAGUAUGUUAAUUCUCAGCUCGUGAUCAGAUUAAAUGCUUUAAUACUUAAGUAUGACUUUAGUAUAGGGGAACUAGAUUAUUUUGCGUAAUUUUGGUAUCACUGUGUAUUUAUUUUCAUAAAAUCCAAAUUCGAAAUUGCGGUCUAAUUCUUUCCUCAACGACAAUAGAAAAAGCUAAAAGAAAGCCGUCUAUGAGUAGUACUAGAAUAAUAUUUAUAUGUCCUAGUCAAGACCAAUUCAUACAUAUCAGUUUAGUCGAGUUAGAUUGCUCAAGUUGCUGAUGAGAUUUAUUUCCCCUUAACUUCAUUAGACGCUUUCGAGACACUUGUUUGCUUCCACGCAAGCACCUCACGUAUGACUUCUCAAGCUGAACCGUAACUUGUAGCAUACUGUUAGACCAUAACACCAUUGCUUUCCGCAAAUUUCUUCGAGAUUUGGUUUAUUUGGUUCUACCGAAGGCUUUUCCGCGAAUUGUAAGCCUAUUGAAAAGUUUUGUUGAGUUUCUGGUGAUAUUUUUAAAAUGUUUUCUACUUAUAUUUAUAUUUAAUUCUCCUGUUAUCUUCAUAUUUCGACGAAUAUCAAAAAUAUGUGUAUGCAGAUCUAUCUGUGGCGUAACAGCCAGUCAGUAUAAGCUAACCUAAUGUAACCUUCAAUUUUUUUGUCCAUUUCCGGUGGUGCCUCAAAUCUGAAAUUUUUUUCUAUGCUUCGAUUGAUACCUGCUUCGCGAUUAUACCAAGUGAACAUCAUUACUCAGAUUUCAUUGCCCAUAAUAGCAUUUAAAGCAUACCCGAACCGCCACAGGUUUCAGUCGGUUUGAUAAUACGAUGAAAUAUAAUUUGUACUUAGUUGCUAUCUGACCAGAUUUUUGACAGGCUUCUAGAGACUUGGUAGCGCUCCUUUUGUUUACACACCGCAAGAAAGCAGCAUUGAUAUUAUUUUUAAGUAGCGUUUGAUUGCUGCCGAUGUUAGCGCAAACGAGCUUCUAUCAGUCAAACAAGGGUUAAUACCAUAUGUUUCUUCCAUUAUAUAUAUGUAUAUAUAUACUAAACUAAUAUUUUUCACAUGUUUGAUUGAUGCCGAUAUUUGAUUGGCAUCAUACUAUUUUAUUAAUAGGUACAACCAUACACGCGCAUACAUACUUACAUACUAAGAUGCAUACUUAGGGGCUUACCUUGUAACUAUGCAAAUGAUUUAGCUUUUUUGUCGAUAGCCUAAUGCAUAUUUAAUCAUUUUUUUUGUUCGUAAUCAGUGCUUUGCAAUGAGUUUCGGUUCAAUGACAAUUCUUGACCUUGAUGUUUUUUUUACUACAAACAGCAUCUUUAAUCAAUAAUAAUUUUCCUUUUCUUAAUCUAUUUUACAUUAGCAGCACGUGUUGAACGCUUUUAGUUAGCACCGUGCUCCAGUGUUGCACUACUUAUAUUAACACACCCACCCACUCACUUGAUUAAAUGCCAACAUGUCCAAGUCCAAAAGACUUACGGAAAUGGACGAAAAGGACUCGCUUUCCAUAAUGGAUAGCUUAUGCGCGCCGAAUGUAUGCUGUGUGCACGAUGAAACGAUCGAUCUUGGCAGCGAUGCCUUGGAAACGCCAAUUGCUGAUGUUGCCGCUGGCGGUGAACGCGAGAAAUGGAGUCGUGAAAUAGAGUUUCUCUUCUCGUGCAUUGCACUCUCUGUCGGGCUGGGCAAUGUGUGGCGAUUUCCGUUCAUAGCGUUGGCGAAUGGUGGUGGCGCCUUCGUUAUACCCUACGUCAUUGUAUUGCUACUUAUCGGUCGUCCCGUCUAUUAUAUGGAGGUGCUUAUCGGACAAUUCGCCAGUCGUGGUGCAGUGGGGGUGUUCGAUAUGGCGCCCAUUAUGAAAGGCAUCGCGUAUGGUCAAGUUUAUGCAACAGCACUGGCAACUACUUACUACGCCGCCAUUAUGGCACUAACUAUCAAAUACUUACUUGCUUCAUUCGCCGAAAUACUACCCUGGGCAACAUGUCUACCGGAAUGGGGAGAUAAUUGUGUAUCAAUUACUAGCUACAAUUCCAGUGCCAAUGACAAUGCUACAGAGGGAAUGCUCAUCUCUUCAGCCGAAUUGUAUUUCACCAAGGUGGCGCUGCGCGAGAAGGACAAUAUCGAAGAUGGCAUCGGCGCACCGAAUCGUGAUUUGGUGAUCUACUUAUUUCUUGUGUGGGUGUUGAUUGCGAUAACGCUGAUUAAGGGUAUUCACAGUUCCGGUAAAGCUUCGUAUUUUCUGGCUUUAUUUCCUUAUGUCAUACUAUUUAUUUUGCUUGGACGUGCUUUAACCUUGCCUGGCGCCUGGGAUGGUAUAGUUUAUUUCUUAAAACCACAAUGGGAUCAGCUGCUAAAUGCUGAUGUUUGGUACGCCGCGAUCACACAAAUGUUCUUCUCGCUAGCGAUCUGCUUUGGCACAUUGAUUAUGUAUGCCUCGUUCAAUAACUUUCAUAAGCGGGUGCAUAAAGACGUCAUAAUCGUGACCACAAUAGAUUCCUGCACCUCAAUACUCGCUGGUUGUGUCAUCUUCGGUAUACUCGGUAAUCUAGCGCUGGAAACGAAUACCAAAGAUAUAUCGAAGGUGGUGAAGGGUGGCGCUGGCUUGGCCUUCAUCUCAUAUCCGGAAGCUAUAGCGAAAUUUAAAUUGUUACCACAAUUAUUUUCCGUGCUCUUCUUCUUCAUGUUGUUCGUGUUAGGCAUUGGCAGCAAUAUAGGCAUGUCUUCCUGCGUGAUAACGGUAUUCAAAGAUCGUUUCAAACAUCUACCACAAUGGGUGAUAACUAUCGGCUUUUCAAUAUGCAGUUUCCUAUGCGGACUCAUCUACACGACACCGGGCGGACAGUUUCUACUCAACUUAAUUGAUUUCUUCGGCUGCUCAUUUAUAGCAUUAUUUUUGGCUAUUGGAGAGAUUGUGACUAUAUCGUGGAUUUAUGGCGUCAAACGCUUUUGCAAGGAUAUUGAAUUUAUGUGUGAUCUCAAAACUGGUAUAUAUUGGCGCAUCUGCUGGGCCAUUUUCACGCCUGGACUCAUGUUUCUUGUGCUCGUCUACACGUUGGUUACCUACAAACCGCUCGUAUAUAAAGACGUCGCCUAUCCAGACUAUAUCAUGAAUAUCGCUUGGCUCUUGUGGUUCAUUGGUGUCGGUCAAUUGCCUUUUUGGGCAUUAUAUACAGUUUACCAGCAGCCGGGUGGUACGCUAAAGGAGAAAUUCCGUCAAGCCAUACAACCCGAAUCCAAUUGGGGUCCGGCGUCACCAGACAAAUACGAGAAGUAUCUACUAUUUAUGAAGCAUUCACAGCAAAUACCGGAUGAUAGUUGGACGACGCGAAUAUAUGACAAUAUUUUCGGUUAAUUUUAAGUGAAAUUCAGCAUUAAGUACUUAAAGCGCCUGCUUAACUACCUACUUAUGUAUGUAUAUACUUACACAGCGUUUCUCGAGCGCAAAAAUUACAAAAAUAUGUUUUAGCUUUAAAUUUACUUUCCUAGUUGGUUUUAGCUUUGUUUUAUUAUUAAUUUCGCUGCUUUAAGGUUUUUAUAUUUAUAAUAAAGAAAGUACUUAGUUACUCUAAAAUUUUGUAAAUAUUGUGUAUUUGAUAUAUAUUUUUAUAAUACAUAUUACCGUUAAUUGCUUAGUUUGUUAGCUACUGCAUAAUGUCGCAUGAGAGAGAGAGAAUUGGAAGAGGAAGAGUGCUUUCGCUACUUUUUUUUCAGAAAUUCCACGUGACUGACUUACAUAGCUAGUUUAGGCAGGCGGUGCAGUAGUGGCAAGUAGUAAAUUGAUUUUUAUAGUGUUUAUUUUCGUUUUAUUUUUUUUAUUUUUAUUUUUUAAACUAAUUCUUUGAUAUGAUUUUGUUUUUACUUCUAGCGAAAGGAGCGAGGCACGAAUUUUCGAAAAUUUAUAUUUUAAAUACCGUUAUUUAUAAAUAUUUCCACUCUUCACAAAAUGUAUGUAUAAAUUGUUUUUCUAAUAUAAUAUUAUAAUAAAUUUUUAUUAUUUUGAUUUUUUUAUGAAAAUCUAUGCCAAACCUUUGCAGCUUUUAAGGCAGAUAACCUCAAAAAUUAAAGCGAAAAGUAAAAAAAUCCAAAAAUCAAGACCAAAUAUUAACUUCGGCUGCACCGAAACUAUAAUACCAUUUACAGGGACGUUUGUUGAAGUAUAAAAGGUUAUAAAAAGAUCUUUAGCUAAAUUUUGAUCGGUCAGUUAGUAUGGCAGCCUUACUCCGAUCGUUCAGUUAUUAUGACAGCUAUAUGCUAUAGUCAUCCGAUCUAUACAAUUUCUUAAAUAAUAAACCAUGCCAAAUUUCGUGUAUAUACCAUGUCAACUGAAAGAGGUUUCCAUAAAAGCACUUGAUUCUGAUUGUUCAGUUUGUAUGUAUAUAUACAGACAGAUGGACAGACGGACAUGGCUAAAUCAUUUCAGCUCAUCAUGCUGAUCAUUUAUGUAUAUAUCUUAUAGGGUCUCUGACGUUUGCUUCUGGGUGUUACAAACUUCGUGGCAAACUUAAUAUACCCUGUACAGGGUAUAAAAACCAGUGGUUCCCAACUAAAAAAUUUUUUUUUUUAAUUAAAACUACUUAAUUUCAGCAUCAAAUAAGCGAAAGUAAAUGAAAAGUAAAGCCAUUUUAAAUACCAAAUCAAAAAUCAGUGGUUCCCAACAAAAAAAAAAUAUAUAAAAAAAUCUAAAAAUACUACAUCUUAGCAUGAUAUUGUAUUAAUUGUAUUAAUUCAGCUAAUAAUUUUAAAAUGUGGUUCUAAUAAUUUAUUAUUUAAUAUUUUUCCUACUUUUUUGAAUUUUUCGACUUUUUAAAUUGCUGGUUUUUGUGUUUAUUUAAUUUUUGUGUUUUCGCAAUUUUUAUUUCUUACUGCUAUCUUUGAACUACUACAUUUGUAACUUUUAGUUAUAAAAUUUAAAGCGAUAUUUUAUUGUUUUUAUUUACCUUUUAUUAUUACUCUCGUAUUUAAAAUUGCUUAAAUAUAAUUUUAAUUUUUUUAAAUUUAAUUGCAGCUUAAUGGUUUUUCACUGAGUGUAGCACUUUUGCUCGCAUUUAUUGCGUAAUUGAUUUUUGUUUUGUUUAUCACAGCAUUUUUGAUUUAGCAAGUAUUUAUUGAUUUAUUAAUUUAAAGCUAUUUAUUGCUACUGUUGUUUAUUUAUUAAUUUUUAUUUUGUUUCUAAUAAACUUAUUGCGUACUGAUUUACUUAAAUGUUCUACCUUAUUAUGUAAUAAUCAUUUUGGAUUUCAAAAUUUAUUAAACAAGCGAAUCAAAGUUGGUUUGUUGUUGCAGUUUUAUCUAAAACAAGUGUUUAGCGUUAGUUUUCGAAAUUUCAGUUUUUGAAAAUUACUUAUAAAUUUUUAUCUUCUUUUUGUUUUUUUUUUUCAAACUUAUUUAUUUAGUUUUUGAUAUAUGUAGAUUGGUUUUUUAAUCCUUUACUUAAUAAUAAUUCAAAAAAAUAUUUUCUUAUUACUAUUUUUGUUUUAACUUUUUUUUUAAUCUGUGCUUUUGUUUGAGUUUUCUAUGAUAUACAAGGAAAAAUAGAAUCUUCCUUUCUUAUCGAGAUUCUCAUCUUUUAUCCUUUCUCCCUUUAAAACUGAUUUCACAACUCCUUUUAAAUCGUUGCUGAAUAUAACUUGUCCCUCUCACCUUUGAAACUUUUCACACUUAAUGUUAAUAGAGCACACCAAAUUUUGAUAUCAUCUCCUAACGAUUUUCCCUAGUUUUUUCAUUUCACCGUAAAACGAAAGGAGCAACGACCGUUUGUUAUUAUAUAUAUUGUUUGUUACUAUAUGCAUGAUUAGUUUAAAUUACCAUUAUUUUCGUCGAUGACAAAUUACACUAAAUUUUCCACAAACCAACCUAACUGUAACUGAACAUUUUAUACUCUUGCAACUGGCAAGAAUCAAAUGCCUUCAGGUGUCGGCAAAACUUUAUAUUAAAAAAUGUUGCAUUAGAAUUAAACCUCCAUUAUUCCAAGAAAUGUGAGUAAAUUACUAUGAAUUUGGUAUCUGCUUGCCUUAGAUUAUUAACUUAGACUUUAUUUUAUUGCUAUAUGGUAUUUUAGUUAGCAUUAUUACUAAAAUUAUACUAAAAACAUCAUCAAACGAGAUACACGUGAUAUCAACUCAACCGAAGCGGCUAACGCUAAUAGAUUGAGUUGAUGUGGAAAACGUCAACCAGAGAAUCGGAAUUCAUUAUAUUAGGGAUAUAAGAUUUAGACUAAGGUGUAAACUAAUUACAUUCUAAUUCAGCGCUAAACCACAUAUUUUUAAGAAAACUUGUCCAUUUAAUUUCAUAAGAUAUAACAUUUUGAUCAACCUGAACGGUUUAAAGUCAGGUCGAAAGACGGAAAUCAUAUCAUACGAGUAUAUGGGGUAUGUCAGGGGCAGAGAAAUGGACGGGCAUUAAUUUUAACAUUGCUCAGGUAUACUUGAGAACAUAUUUUCAAGUAUUUUUUAAGUAUAUAACUUACACACUGAAUGACAUAUUCGCCAUAAAAUUUGUUAGAAAAACAAAAAUCAUUAAAUAUAGUAUAUGUGAGUUGGGGGUAGUAUUGACCCGAUUUUAUAUAUUUUUGCCAAUACGACAUACUAUUAAGAUGCCACGUACAAAUAAAAUGCUACUUGGGUUGGAUUAAGGUACCUCACAUAUCAUCACUAAUCUAUAUGGACUUAAGUCAGCCGAAUGUUCGGAAAUUCUGAUAUUAGUUAUAUAGGGGCUAGGUCAAUUUUUAAGCGGAGUUUUUUCAUUUAAGGCAAAAAGAUACACUGUUAUUAGAGAACACGCUCUCUCAUUUUUAUUGAAAUAACUCACAUAUUGGCCGAUAAAUACGGUAUAGUCGCCCGGAACUUCGAAAAUCUUUACAUUUGGUAUAUGGGGGCUCAGGGAAGUAUAGACUCGAUUCAAACCAUUUUGGACAUACAGACCUCCUAUCAUCAGAAAAAGAUUAUCUCUGAAUUGCAAUUAUAUAUCUCACACAUCGACCGAUAUUUUCUGUAACAAAUCAACUAUAGGUACUGUGGUCCACAUAUUCGGAAGCUUGGACAGUUGUAGUUCGAUUUAGACAAUUUUUGGUCACAAUGUGGCAUACUUUAAAGGCAUUAUUCGGACAAAGUUUUAUCCGGAUACAUUGAAAGUAUCAAAUGGAAUUUAAAAUUGUGUUAUAUGGGGAGUAGGCGUGGUUGUGGUCCGAUUUCCUUCAUUUUGUACAUUCAUUGUAAAUCUACUUUUGCACUGUAACAUAGGAAUAUUAGAGGAAUUUUAUGCACCAAAUUUAGUUGAAAUCGGUCAAGCAGGCCCCGAGAUAUGUGAUUUCAACUAGAAGUGGGCGGUGUCACGUCCCAGCGUCCAAUUUUGACACCGGCUCCUAUAAAGCCCUUUUGUACCAUCCUGGAUGUAAAAUUUAAUGUCUCUGAUGCAUUUCGUUAUUGAUUCAUCACACUUUUAGUUGUUUUUAACAUAACCG